CCGGUCCAGGGCGAGAUGGCGCGGGAGAGGCGGGAGAUACGGCGGAUAGAGAGCGCGGCGGCGCGGCAGGUCACCUUCUCCAAGCGGAGGCGCGGGCUCUUCAAGAAGGCCGAGGAGCUCGGCGUGCUCUGCGACGCCGACGUCGCGCUCGUCGUCUUCUCCUCCACCGGCAAACUCUCCCAGUUCGCAAGCUCCAGUAUGGACGAGAUCAUUGACAAGUACAGUACUCAUUCAAAGAACCUGGGGAAAUCACAAGAGAAGCCUGCACUUGAUUUGAAUGUAGAGCACAGCAAGUAUAACAGUUUGAAUGAACAACUCGCUGAAGCAAGUCUUCACCUUAGACACAUGAGAGGUGAGGAACUUGGGGGAAUGAGUGUUGGGGAACUGCAGCAGAUGGAAAAGGAUCUUGAAACAGGACUGCAGAGGGUGCUUAGUACAAAGGACCAACAAUUCAUGCAACAGAUCAGUGACCUCCAACAAAAGGGCACACAGCUGGCAGAAGAGAACAUGCGCUUGAGAAACCAAAUGCCUCAGGUGCCCACGGCCGGCAUGAUGGCUGUUGCCGAUACUGAAAAUGUUGUCACUGAAGAUGUUCUUUCAUCUGAAUCUGUUAUGACGGCAGUACAUUCCGGAAGCUCGCAGGACAAUGACGACGGUUCUGAUAUAUCCCUGAAACUAGCGUUGCCUUGGAAGUAAGGAUCAUGAGAAGACCACAAUGAUGAGACGAGAGAGUUGCCUUGGUAGAGAGGAUUGCUCAUGCUAUGGAGACUACAAGCUAGACUGACUGGAAUAGUCCCAUAGUAGAAACCAGAUCAGUUUACCCGAAUUGUCAUCGUUAUGUCUGCAUGUGUAUGGUGCAGUUGUUCACCUUUGCUUGGGUCUUCACUGAACUUGUAGCGUAGUUGUGUGUACGUACUGCUUCUUCGCACCUGCGUCACCUAUCAUUUGUGCGAACUAUGUGCCUGUGCCCUAUGGCUAUAUGUGCUUAUAUUUAUGAAAAGCUUAUUGGCGCA
Messenger RNA from Lolium rigidum, 1013 nucleotides. RefSeq names its product MADS-box transcription factor 55-like. NCBI's taxonomy places the organism in Eukaryota, Viridiplantae, Streptophyta, Magnoliopsida, Poales, Poaceae. Gene Ontology annotation, cellular component: nucleus. Gene Ontology annotation, molecular function: DNA-binding transcription factor activity, RNA polymerase II-specific; protein dimerization activity; RNA polymerase II cis-regulatory region sequence-specific DNA binding. The record is from RefSeq and is a predicted model, not a curated record. The transcript is spliced from 8 exons. The coding region runs from base 16 to 696 and encodes 226 amino acids. Gene Ontology annotation, biological process: positive regulation of transcription by RNA polymerase II.